CCUCUUGAGCCUUUCCGUUGUUGGAAGCAACCCAAGUUCCUGGUUGUGGUCUUCCUGGCUUUUAGUGUUGGUUCUUGCUUGUUUGGACUGAUUCUCUGUGUGUGACUGUGGUUGGUUUGGACUCUGCUGCAUCUGCAACUCUGUCUUUAAUGAAGGAAGUAGUGGUAAAGCCUCAUGACCUCAUGGAGAAGGGUCUGGAUCCCUUGGUGAAGAAGAAACAGGACAUGCUUACUAAUGGACUGCCGUACCACCUGAAAAAGAAUAGACUGCACCAUCAUCACUACAGUUCAGACCGGGAGAACGACCGCAACCUUUGUCAACACCUCAGGAAAAGGAAGAAGUUCCUGAAAGGGCUUCGACAGCUCAAGCCAGACCAGAACAGCUGCCGGGACAGCAACAGUGAAAGUGCAAGUGGAGAAUCCAAAGGGUUUGGUCGCAGCAGUUCCCGAGAAAGAUUCAGUGACAGCUCGGCCCCAUCCAGCUUGGGAACAGGCUACUUUUGUGACAGUGACAGUGAUCAGGAAGAAAAGGCCUCUGAAUCCAGUUCUGAAAAGUUGUUCAACACUGUUGUAAACAAAGAUACUGACUUGGGAGGUGGUACGCUAGCUGAAAACGAGGAUCAAGAUGCCGGGGCAUUGGCAGUCCCCAAAAUAUCGGGACUAGAACGGAGUCAAGAGAAAAGGCAGGACAGCAGUAGAGAUCCGUGGCUUGACCCGGUUGUGCCUAAAGAGCUUUGCCCUCAGGUUUCUCAGACGUGGAUUCCACCUCAUUUGGAACCCGCUUCGGGGACACACUCCCCUAGCCCUGCCACAGUCCAGCCAAAGGAACCGCCUCAUCCAUUGCCAUCCAGAGCCCCCCAGAGUCUACAGGUCUCGGAAGAGGUUCAACAUUCCUCAGGCCCUCUGUCGCAAGUGCAGCGCCCUCCGAGGCCGCCUUCUCCCGGACAGCCAGCCCAUCAAAGCCUGCCAUCCGCCCAGCCCCGCCCCCCCUCCCGCAGCCUUGCACAGCAGUUGUCGGCGUACAACAGCAGCAGCUUAAGCCUCAACAGUCUGAGCAGCAGCAGGAGCAGCACUCCCGCCAAGACUCAGCCCCCGCCUGCGCAUAUAGCCCACCACCCCUCGGCCUCCCCCUUCCCCCUUCCCUUGCCAAACCAUAGCCCGCUCCACACCUUUGCGCCCACCCUCCAACCUCCCGCCCACUCCCACCAUCCGCCCAAUAUGUUUGCCCCUCCUACGGCAUUGCCCCCUCCUCCUCCUCUGACGUCGGGGACGUUGCAAGUUCCAGGCCACCCCGCCGGGGCUGCUUACUCAGAGCAAGAUCUUCUCCGCCAGGAACUGAACACGCGAUUUCUGGCUUCCCAGAGUGCUGACCGUGGCGCCUCACUGGGCCCACCACCCUACCUGCGGACGGAAUUCCACCAGCACCAACACCAGCACCAGCACACGCACCAACAUACGCACCAGCACACUUUCACGCCUUUCCCUCACGCUAUCCCGCCGACAGCCAUCAUGCCAACGCCAGCACCUCCCAUGGUGCGUACCCCAAGCAGAAAUUUUGACAAAUACCCUACAAAAGUUGACCCUUUCUACCGACACAGUUUGUUCCACUCCUACCCCCCUGCUGUAUCGGGGAUCCCUCCUAUGAUUCCUCCAACUGGUCCUUUCGGCUCGCUGCAAGGAGCAUUUCAACCUAAGACUUCCAAUCCUAUUGAUGUUGCAGCAAGACCCGGAGCUGUCCCACACACCCUUCUGCAGAAAGAUCCCAGGCUGACAGAUCCUUUCAGGCCCAUGCUGAGGAAACCAGGAAAAUGGUGUGCUAUGCAUGUUCAUAUUGCUUGGCAGAUAUACCAUCAUCAGCAGAAAGUCAAGAAACAGAUGCAAUCAGAUCCCCAUAAACUAGAUUUUGGCCUGAAACCUGAAUUCCUGAGCAGGCCACCAGGUCCUAGUCUCUUUGGGGCCAUCCACCAUCCCCAUGACUUGGCUCGGCCCUCCACUCUCUUCUCUGCAGCCAGUGCCACCCACCCUGCCGGACCCCCUUUUGGCCCCCACCCUCAUCACAGCAACUUUCUCAACCCAGCUGCCCAUUUAGAGACUUUUAAUCGGCCCACGACGUUCACCAGUCUUGCAGCCGUCAGCGGCAAUGCCUUCGGGGGACUCGGGAACCCUGCCAUUACGCCCAACGCUAUGUUCGGCCACAAGGAUUGCCCCAGCAUGCAGAGCUUUAGCAAUCCGCACGAGCCCUGGAACCGUCUCCAUCGAGCUCCUCCUUCGUUCCCGACCGCGCCACCCUGGCUCAAGCCAGGUGAGCUGGAACGCAGCGCACCUGCUGCAGCUCAUGAGCGGGACAGAGAUGUCGAUAAAGGCGACGCUCCUCUUAGUAAAGAUGACAAAGACAGGGAGAGUAUAGAGAAGAGACACUCCAGCCAUCCUUCACCAGCACCUGUCCAUUCUGCGAGCUCCCUCGGACACAACCGCAGCUCAGCCGAGCAGCUCAGGGGCCACCUGAACCCAGAGGUGCGGGAAAAAGAGAAACCCAAAGAGCGCGAGAGGGAUCAGCCUGAACCUCGGAAAGACGUUCACAUUGACGAGCACAAAGCAAAGGACCACUAUACGUCAGACAAAGAAGGUCUGGCCCAUGACAGCAGACCGCUGGAAGAGCCUAAGCAAGUCUCUCGGGUACCUUCGCCCUAUUCCAGGCCUGCUGCCAUGGAGAACGGCAGACCGAACAGCACCCCCAGCCGAGAUGCCGAGAAAAAGGGUGAGCCCGCCUACGAGAGCCUGAAGAAAUCCAGCGAAGUUAAAGUGAAGGAAGAAAGGAAGGAAGAUCAUGAUGUUCCCCCUGAAGCGCCGCAGACACAUCGGCCGUCUGACCAGCCCACACCAAUGCCCACGUCCACUGUUCAUCCAGGCCCUUUGGUGUCAAUGCCCGUCACUGUGGGCGUCCCUAGUAUCCAUCCCAUGAACAAUAUCGGUGGUCUAGACCGGACUCGCAUGAUGGCGCCUUUUAUGGGGAUCAGCCCCAUUCCAGGGGGUGAACGUUUCCCUUACCCUUCUUUCCACUGGGACCCAAUGAGGGAUCCGUUGAGGGAUCCCUACCGAGACUUGGAUAUCCACCGGAGAGACCCGUUGGGCAGAGAGUUUCUCCUGAGGAAUGAUCCAUUGCACCGUCUUUCUGCACCAAGGCUGUACGACGCAGAGAGGUCGUUCAGGGACCGGGAGCCGCACGACUACAGUCACCAUCACCACCCCCUUUCGGUCGACCCUCGCCGCGAGCACGAGAGGGGGGCCUACCUGGAGGAAAGGGAGAGGCUACACGUGCUCCGAGAGGACUAUGAACACGUACGGAUUCACUCUGUGCAUCCUGCAGCCCUGGACGGCCAUUUGCCUCACCCGAGUUUAAUCACUCCAGGACUUCCGAGCAUGCACUAUCCCAGGGUCAGCCCGCCGUCUGGACUUCAGAAUGGGAUCCUCAAUAAAAGCCCCCCGACAGCGGCUCUCAGUGCUCCUCCCCCUCUCAUUUCCACUCUGGGACCCAGGCCUAGCUCCCCACGCAGGACUACCCCUUUGUCGACAGAAAUGAGGGAUAGACCCCCCUCACACACACUCAAAGACAUAGAAGCCCGAUGAGAGAAGCAGAGUCAGACCAAGUGGGGACAUUUUUUUUACACGGACGUCAGUGCAUCCGAUCUUCUUACUCGAUAAACUUUGAUUAUGACCCCAAGUGUACAAAAUGUACCAACUGUGCGAAGAUAUUUGUUGGGUUGUUCCUUUUUUUUUUUAAGGAAAAAAAUGUAUAUUAUAUGUUUUCAAAACCUUUAGACAAAGACGUUGAUGCAUUUUCUUUAUGGUGCCCUAUUCCUUUCUAUUGUUUUGAAUCCCCGCAGGAACAAAAUGCCGCAAGUCAGUAUUUUGCCAAUAAGCAAGCAAAGCGCUCUUCUUCAUUUUUGAAAUGAAAAGAAACUGUAGAUCUUAAUUUUCCCUGCAUUUUUUUAAAAAAAUGCUACUUCAUGGGUUAUUGGGUCAUUUAUGCAAAAUGGGUAAGACAAAAGCUUUACUUUGUAAAUAUGUAAAUAGUUUUUAAAAAAAGCUAAGUGACAUAAUACAUUAAUACUUCUUAAACUGUGGUCUUUGCAGACUUUAAUGGCGUGGAAGGACCAUGCGGAAUUGCCCUGCGGCACAUCUGUUGUUAUAAGACAGCUAAAUCCCUUCAACUAUGCAAUGAAUUUUAAGGCUUUCCCAAAGCCUCUUUUAACUCAAAGGAGCCUUGUCAGACAAACUCAACCACACACAUAAAAAAAAGUCAUACUUUCCCUGAACAUACUUUUCUCACCAACCUUUUUUGAUGAAGAAAUAAGCCAUCCAGAUGUCAGCAAACAGGACUGUAGUAUCCACGACUACUGCUUACCAUUUCAAUCUCAUCUUUUUAAAAUUGUAACAUGUUGAACAGGAUUUGAUCAUAGCUGUCCUCAUUGCCAUAGCUGUACUGGGUCACUCGAAUUCCCAUUUUACAAAUCAGAAAUCAAGUCCAAGCUCGGAACAACUUAAUGAAUCCUUACGAAGCCAAGGCUUGAACUCCAGGAGCCCAAACCAAAUUUCUGUCUGCUGAGUCCUUCAUUGGCUCUCUUUCUUGUAAUGUCCCUUAUCUUGCCUAUAAAGAAAUAGGACUUAUGAGGUCCCCUGCAGGGCCGACGCCAGACAUGACUGGGCCCUUGGGCACUAGCCUGCCUCAGGCCUGCAGCACCAUAGCCGAACAUCCCCCCCAUAUAGGCAGCACAGGGCUAAUAAGCUCACCUGCAGGCCCUACCUCCCUCUCAUGAUGUGUAGUGCGCAUGCCUGGCCAUCAACCAAGAUGGUGGCAGAGGCAUUAGCCCUUUAGGGAAGCCCCUGCCACCAUUUUGGAUGAUGGCAGGCAUGCACACACAGUGCACACGAGGUAGGUGGGGUAGGCUUAAUGAAGCCCCUGUCUGUAUUUAGGGGGGUGCCUGGGACCCGAUGCUGCUGCGGAUCACAAAACAGGAGCGCCACCCUCCCACACUAAGGAGGGACCCUUCAGGGGUCCCUCUGGACCACAGCAGUCCUUGGCCAGGGCCCAACCUGGCCAACCUCUGGCGCCAGCCCUGGUCCGCUGUAUAAGGAUGCUGCAUCAUGAGUCAGCUGAGUGAACAGUGCCCUUUUGACCUGGCCAGUGGACAUCUCUUUCAGUCCUUCAGCUGCAUAGUCCAACUAUAAGGUUGCCAGAAUCCCAGGGCUAACAUAACUUCAUUCUGCUAAUGAGGACACUGGGCUUUAUAGAGCUGAGCAGCCAUUGCCUAUAUAACCUACUGGCUGUUUGUUCAUCACCUCUAAUUCUUACUUGCCUACCAUUGCCAUUCUGAGAUGUGUGGAGCCAUUGUCCCCAAAGGUGCUGAGUUGCUCAACAACUCAUGGGUUGCUCCUAGGCAAUGGAAAGAAGUGUUCCACCUUCACCACCACAAGUUGAACUUGAAGGGGUGUUGAGAUGAAGAAGGAAAGAGGUGACACAGAUGCCCCAAGAUCUAGGGCCUUGCCCUGGUGCCUCCCCAUUUUCUGAAAUUAGCCACUCUAAGCCACAAACUUCAUAGGCUACAAUGACACCCACAUCAGAACUUGCAGCCCGAAAUGAGAUUAGCUUAAUAACGUUCAAAGAACAGGCUGCAAAGAAAAUAAACAAUAGCACUGGUGUUUUGCUUUCUUUCAGAGUUGUUUACCCUUACUUUGGGAAGUUCUGUAAAGUGGCAGGCCAUAAACAGGAAUCAUAGUAAUGUUAAUCCUGUCGUAUCUGAAUACAAUGUGUGAGGAAUCCAUUCCUUCUGAGGAUAUGCACGGUAUCAUUUGAAAUCAGACUUUCUUGUAUGGGCAUUCUGGAUCUCAUUUGUAUCUUUCUCAUUUUCCCUGGUCAGCAGAUGUCUGCUUCACUUAACAGGACAUUUAGGCUACAAUCGUAUAGACGCUUACCUGGGAGUUAGCCCUGUUGAAUUCAAUGGGACUUGUUUCCGAGUAGACCUGUAUAGGCUUGUGCUGACUUCUCAGAAACAAUUGCACUAUAUGUUGAUACUUUCCUUGCACAAUCAACUACUGGUUGAGUUCACUUAUUUCAAUUUUGGUUAUCAUUUCUGUGAUUAGCUCAGCAUGUCCUAACCACAGUGGAAAUGGGAUCACAAAAAAUGCACAUAUAUGAAAAUUCCAUAUAUAUAUACAUAUAUGUGGAAAUUGUUUUAACCUUUUAAAAACCUGUUUUUAUUUUUUCAAACACAUGGUGUUUGUUUUGAAAUAAUUUGGAGAGAAUAUGACUUUACCAGAAAGCUCACAAUUUCUUGUCUAUUAUUGGAUUGUAAAAAAAAUAUAUGUAUGGAAUAAAACAAGAAUAGUUCCAUUGGUCUUCUAGUGUAUUAAAGUGGUAUCUCAAGUUGUUUUCCUGUUUUGACAGAAAAAGAAAAAGAGAAGUCUAAUUACAGACCGCUGUUUCUAAUGAUCAGAAUUCUAUUUUAGUAGUCAACUAAAAAAAAAGUUUUAGUUGUAAAACUUCAGAUUUUGUGAACUCCAAAUGUUGUGCAGUGUUUUUUUAAAGAACAAGACAAAAUGGACAAAAAAUAUAAGAAGAAGAAGCAAAUCUUGGGGGGAAAAGUGUACACUGACACUGUAGUGAUAGCUUUCCGUAUUGUAAAGAAAUUGUUAUAUACAAAUCUUUUUGAUGUUUCUCUUGUAUGUAAUAAAGUCCUUUCUAGAUCCUAUGUGAAAAGGGAAAAAACAAACAAACCCUGAAGCGACAUUCAAUCCACAGCAUGUUUCCUCAUGAGCGAAGACGUGUGUAAUGUAA
This is a messenger RNA of Rhineura floridana, 6834 nucleotides long. RefSeq names its product activator of transcription and developmental regulator AUTS2 (gene AUTS2). The record is from RefSeq and is a predicted model, not a curated record. The transcript has 19 exons. Bases 150 to 3626 code for a protein of 1158 amino acids. NCBI's taxonomy places the organism in Eukaryota, Metazoa, Chordata, Lepidosauria, Squamata, Rhineuridae.